Messenger RNA from Trypanosoma theileri, 1422 nucleotides. RefSeq lists its product as uncharacterized. The transcript has a single exon. NCBI's taxonomy places the organism in Eukaryota, Euglenozoa, Kinetoplastea, Trypanosomatida, Trypanosomatidae. Bases 1 to 1422 code for a protein of 473 amino acids. The record is from RefSeq and is a predicted model, not a curated record.
AUGUCAUCUUCAGUGGGAGCCCCAGACGAUAUUGAGAAUUCUACACCUGUUGUAGUGAGUGAUGGCAGUCGUGUGGAACCCAUUAACGGUCUUUCCUUUGUGGAUGACAGUAAAAUGGAUCAUGACUUUCGACGAUUAAAAGGGAAUCAAAUGUAUUAUGUGGAUCGAUGUUCUUACUAUGAUGGUAGGGAAGAUCAUGCUGAAUUCCGUAUUCUUACAUUAACACCUCUUGCAGUAUUUGUGGUGGAUUUUAAUGGCAUUAUGGAUCGAGUGACACCUUAUGAUAAAAUAACGGAAAUAUAUCAAAAAAAAGCCAAGGAUAAGAAACUCCUUUCCUUCUUAACAUCAGAGAAUCACCUGAUAUUAAAAUCACCAGAACAAGUGGACGUUCACGUCAGUUUUCCAACCCCCACCGCUUUACAUAAAUUCACUGAAAUACUUGUGAAGAUAUUAGAGGCACACCGUCGAUCUACAGUCACUCUGCGGGAUAUUCCCCCUGAAAGGGAGAUCACCGCCUAUUAUAGUGAUAAGCGGGCGGAGGGGUACCGCACACCGCGGGAAGUGGCGGAGAUCAAACGACAACGUGCCAUUCUCGAAGAGUGCACAGAUGAUGGACUGCGAGAUGUGAUGGCAUUGCAGUCGCAAUUGCAGGAAGUGGAGGCGCAAGUGGCCGCACUCAAUGAAGAAGUCAACACUUUAAAACAAAAGGGCGGUGAUGAGGCCACAGCACGUGGACAAAAGGCGAGUGUGGAACAUACACAAAUGCAAUUACACCGUGAAGUGGCGGAUAAACAUGAGGAAUGUGAACGUGUAUUGGAUAAAAUAAAGGCUCUGCAAGAGGAGUUGGUGGCCGGCGGUGCGAAUGAAGAUGCACUUAUAGAAAAGGAAGUAGCGGAGAUGAUGUCAAAAUCAAUUAAAAAACAUCAAGAUGAUAUAGCACUUCGCCGUCGUGCCCAACAGAAGGAAAAGAAUGUUAUAGAAGCUGAAAUUGCUACACUUAAGCAGGAUUUAUCUGUAGCGAAGAGUGGUGAAAGUGCUGAAAGAAUAAAGAUGAAGGCAAGUUUGGAUUCGGCAUAUGCAGAAUUUGAAAAAGAGUUGGAAGUCUUGUUUCGCCUUGAAAAAUUUUUCGCGACCGUUAAUGGUGAGGUACGGGUACAUAAUGAUCGCAUCAGUGCUCAGAACAGUGAAAAGUUUGAACUCAUAAAUGCCCGAGAGAAAAAGAAGAAUGUUCUUUCACCAAUUACAUCACCAACAGAAAAAAGAGGUGGUGUAUUGGAUAACUUGUUAUUGGAUGACACUCCAACGGCUGCUGUUAACGAUCCUUUACUCGGAUCUCCACUCUCUGCAGCCAUACAAGGAGCAGGAGAACCAAUCUCAGUGGAUCCAUUAGCUUCUCCGUCAGCAGGAGAUGAUUUAUUGUAG